Agelaius phoeniceus (red-winged blackbird) is the source of this 4445-nucleotide messenger RNA. RefSeq names its product GTPase activating Rap/RanGAP domain like 3 (gene GARNL3). Gene Ontology annotation, molecular function: GTPase activator activity. Lineage: Eukaryota; Metazoa; Chordata; Aves; Passeriformes; Icteridae. The record is from RefSeq and is a predicted model, not a curated record. Gene Ontology annotation, biological process: regulation of small GTPase mediated signal transduction.
GCUCCCGGCGCCUCUCCCGCGCGGGACGGAGCCGUGGCAGCGACGCUGGAGGAGCGAAGCCUCCGUCUCGCCGCCCGCAUGGAUCUGAGCAGCGCGGAAGGGGCGUCCACCCGGUUCCUCGGCCUCACUCAGCGCUCCGUAUCUGAAGAUCUGGGUUGCAGACGCGGAGAGUUUAGCAGAAAGCAUUAUGGAUCUGUGGAGCUUCUUAUAUCUAGUGAUGCUGACGGAGCCAUUCAAAGAGCUGGACGGUUCCGUGUGGAAAAUGGCUCCUCUGGUGAGAAUACGGACUAUGCUCCGAGUACGUGGCACAGAACGGAUGUGCAUUUGGAAAACCCAGAGUAUCAUACAAGAUGGUACUUGAAGUAUUUUUUAGGGAAAGUUCAUCAGAAUUAUGUAGGUACAGAUGCAGAGAAGAACCCUUUCUUUCUGUCUGUUGUACUGUCUGAGCAAAAUAAUCAGCGCAUUCCUCAAUACCAUUCAAUACUUUGGAGAAAAACAGGUACUCAGAAAAUAUGUCUCCCUUACAGUCCCACAAAAACAUUAUCAGUGAAAUCUAUAUUAAGUGCUAUGAGUCUUGAUAAAUUUGAGAAGAGCCCAAGAGAAAUUUUUCAUCCUGAGAUACAAAAGGAUUUAUUGGUUCUGGAAGAGCAAGAGGGAUCGGUGAAUUUUAAAUUUGGAGUCCUUUAUGCUAAGGAUGGUCAGCUUACAGAUGAUGAAAUGUUCAGUAAUGAAACUGGAAGUGAAUGCUUUCAACGAUUUUUGCAUCUCUUGGGUGACACAGUUACUUUGAAAGGCUGGUCAGGCUACAGAGGAGGACUGGACACUAAAAAUGAUACAACAGGAACCUGUUCCAUCUAUACAGUUUUUCAAGGGCAUGAAAUUAUGUUCCAUGUUUCAACCAUGCUACCAUAUUCUAGAGAGAACAAGCAGCAGGUAGAAAGGAAGCGACAUAUUGGAAAUGACAUUGUCACUAUCAUAUUUCAGGAAGGUGAAGAGUCUUCUCCAGCAUUCAAGCCAUCCAUGAUUCGCUCUCAUUUUACACAUAUUUUUGCUUUAGUGAGAUAUAAUAAGCAGAAUGAUAGUUACAGGCUGAAAAUAUUUUCAGAAGAAAGCGUUCCUCUCUUUGGGCCUCCCCUUCCAUCCCCACCUGUGUUUACAAAUCACCAGGAGUUCAGGGAUUUUGUGUUGGUGAAAUUAAUAAAUGGUGAAAAAGCCACCUUGGAAACACCAACAUUUUCUCAGAAACGUCAGCGCACUCUAGACAUGCUGAUCCGCUCUUUAUACCAAGACAUGAUGCCUGACCUACACAAGGGAAAUAAUAUGCUUAAUAGAAGAUCCUUCAGUGAUGUGUUACCAGAGUCCCCAAAAUCAACACGGAAAAAAGAGGAAGCUCGACAAGCAGAGUUUGUUCGGCUUGGUCAGGCAUUGAAAUUGAAAACCACUGUGAAAGGGGAUACCACAGCUAACUUGGCAACCACAAGCUUUUGUAAAAAGGAGCCUUGGGAAUCUCAGUCUUUCUGCAGUAAUUUUCCUCAUGAGGUUGUCUGUGCAGAUUCUUGGGGCCAGUCCUUGCUGGUUUCUACAGAUGCUGGCAUCUUGUUAAUAGAUGAUGGUCAACCGUCAGUGCAAGUAUUUGAUAAAACUCUCCAAAUAAAGCAGAUGAAUGUGUUGGAAGCUCUGGAUCUUUUGAUUGCCCGAACAGACAAAGGGAAAGACUCUCGUAUCCUUGUCUUCAGACUCAGUGCUGUCCAAAAAGAUAUAGAGACUAAAAAAAUCAUAAGAAGCAAAUAUGACUGCAGAGAAAAUAAACUGGAGAGAACAAAAGGCUGCCAUUUGUAUGCCAUUAAUACUCACCACGGGAGCGAGCUGAGGAUUGUUGCAGCUAUUCGGAACAAACUACUUCUCGUCACAAAGAAAUAUAAUUCGGACGACACUUCAAUCAGCACCUCUCUGCUGUCGUCUCCUGAAUCUCCAGUAGAGGAGUUCCAGUACAUCCGGGAAAUAUGCCUUUCUGACCCUCCAGUGGUUAUGACGUUGGUGGAUGGACCUACUGGAGACAGUGACAAUAUGAUCUGUGUAGCGUAUCGGCAUCAGUUUGAUUUAAUCAAUGAGAGUACAGGGGAGUCCUAUAGAUUGCAUCAUGUUGAAACAAACAGGGUUAAUUUUGUUGCGGCUAUUGAUGUAUAUGAAGAUGGUGAAGCUGGUCUACUGUUGUGCUAUAACUAUGUUUGUCAGUACAGAAAGGUAUAUCCUUUCAGUGGACAUUCCCCACUUGUCCAGCCAUCAGCUUAUGACUUCCACUUCAGCUGGAAUCAAGUUCCUUAUGCUGUUGUCUGUGCUUUCCCUUAUGUUCUUGCCUUCACUACUGAUUCCAUUGAGAUCCGAUUAGUGGUGAAUGGGAACUUAGUCCACACAGCAGUUGUGCCUGAGCUUCAACUUGUAGCAUCAAGGUCGGAUAUUUAUUUUAAAGCUACUGCUGCAGUGAGUGGAUCAUCUGACAGCAGCUCUAAGGAAAUGAGUUCAAAGAGUUCUCCUCAAACACCGACAGCUUAUGAAAAGCCAGAAUUACCUCUUCCUUCUCUAGAAGCUGAAGUUCCAUGCAAAAACCUGUACAAAAUACCUCUGAGCAAUCUGGUUGGGCGAAGCAUUGAACGACCUCUGAAGUCACCUUUGGCUCCCAAGGUCAUCGCUACUACGCCAUCGAGUGGCAUUACCUCUCUUCCAGUUUUGCACUCACUACCGUUAUCUCGUAUGGAAAUUAAAGAAAUUGCAAGCAGAACACGUAAAGAAUUGCUGGGUCUCUUGGAUGAGCCUAUACCCAAGACAGAAAGUUCACAGAAGCUGAAAAAGGUUUCUCGAAGACAGUCGGACCCUAAGCAGGGAGCUGUAAGGUCAACUAGUAGUGACAGGAUAAUCUCAAGCUCAUUUGAAGGCUAUUCUGAAAGACGUCAUCUUUCCACUAGUUCAGAUCCUGAUACUUCAGCAAACAGGGAGGAGAACUCACCAUCUAGCUAUCCAUUUCAGCUGAUUUCUUUAUAUGAUGAAGACAUCAUUGACUUAAAAUGAAGACACUUUUAAAACCUUUCUUCCUCACGUCACAUUUUCUUACAGCUCUGUAAGCUCUAUGGCAAUGUCACAAACACUGCUUCUGGUAGUAAAAUGUGGCUGGAAGUACUGGUGAUAAAUCCUUAUGGAAUCCAUGUUCUGGUUAGCACAGCCUGAUUUGGCAAUGCUUAUAUCUUUGACAUAGGUAUGUUCUCUCAGUUGAUGAAGCAUUACUUUUCAUGGCAUUCUAACAGUAGGUAAUCAAUGGGAGAUUUAGGCUGAAACUGAAGUAAACAAAAAGUAUUACUUGUUCUAAGCUUCUUAUAAUUUGACUUACCUAAAUGACAUGCAGCAAAGUUAAUUGCUGUUAUUACUAUCAUGAGUUGUUUUACAACAGUGUAUGUCAUGUUGGAAGAGGAAUUUUAUAACACAGAUCACUACUUUUGCUUUUUCAGUCUUUGAAAAACAAAACAACAACAAAAAAAAUGCUUGCAGGCAAGGUCAUUUCAAACACUGGAGUCAGUCCCUAAAUUGAUGCAUCUGUGGUAUGUUCACUGAAGAAUCAGGUGAGAUAUGAAGAUGGUGUUUCCUUGGCUCAUUGUUUAGAGAAACUUGAAAACUCUUUUGGCAUAAAAAAUCCCUGAGCAGAGAACCUCUCUAUAGGACACAGACUUGCAGAAUAUUUCUCGAAAAUUGGAAAAAAAAAACAAAAAAACCAACAAGCAAAAAACAACUAAAAAACCCACGAACAAACAAAAAAUGUGGAAACAAAAACUUCAGUCCAUCUACUGGAAAACUCUUAUUGUAGUGCAUCUGCAGAUUUUUCCAUUACAGGCAGAAGAGCCAACCCAAAUUGUCUUUGACUACAAAAAGAUUCUUAUGCAGACAUCAUCUUUAGCUGUUGUCUGUGCUUGCACCAAUAGUAUAAGUAAUUAUUUCAGAUAGUUGUAAUUUUCUAACUGGAUGCAGACUGGAUUUUCAGUGCUAAUAAGGUAGUCUUCUGUGAUGAAACAGUGAUCUUGUCUCUUACUGUAUUAAAGGGGUUUGUAUUUAAAGUUUGAUUUUUAAUUUUUUUAAACCCUUUCCUCUAGAACACCUUUGCAAGGAUUUUGUUUGGUUUGGGGUUUUUUUUCAUGAAAGCCUUUCUAUAGAUGAUGUUUUUAGCUUUAUUAGCAAGCGUUUCUUGUUCUGAAUAUAGAAAUACUUCUGUAUCCUUGAUUUUUAUUUCAUAAUAUCACCCAUAUGUCAUGAUUUCACUUUUGUUCAAGCAUGAUCAUCUGGAGAUGCGUGCCUUUUGCUGCCAUCUGUCUGAAUGUAAAACUGGUGAUUGCAAAGUGAUUUUUUUCUCAGUUAUAUAAUAUGGUUGAAUUGCUUCACUUAAGAAAAUCUGCAAGGUCUUA